Paramacrobiotus metropolitanus is the source of this 1723-nucleotide messenger RNA. Its product is annotated as aquaporin-6-like. Gene Ontology annotation, molecular function: water channel activity. The transcript is spliced from 6 exons. NCBI's taxonomy places the organism in Eukaryota, Metazoa, Tardigrada, Eutardigrada, Parachela, Macrobiotidae. Gene Ontology annotation, cellular component: plasma membrane. The record is from RefSeq and is a predicted model, not a curated record. Gene Ontology annotation, biological process: transmembrane transport. Bases 412 to 1323 code for a protein of 303 amino acids.
UGUAAAGGCAGCCAACAAAUCUUGAAGGAAGUAUGAUGUAUUAGUGGAAAUAAUCGAUAAGUGAUUCGCCCAUUCGUUUCAUUUCCCUAGUGAAAUGCCGCGCGUACUACGGAAUAGCCGCGCGCGCGUCUGUGUGGCGUAAUAUACACCGGCAGAAUUUGCCGGGUUGUGCAAAUAUGAGCUCUGGUCAAAAUUGAGCUCGGGAAUAUCUAGACGGGUCUUUGUUGUGCUGGCGCGCGGGAUAAAAGUUUGUGCAAACGUCUCAGUGUUAGGCCGGAUUGACAUAUCGCUUUCCCGCGUCAGUUGUAUGGUGUUUAUCUUGUACUUAUGGACAAGGGCCUUGUUCUUGUGUGGCGCACAACUUGCUGGAUGCGCCAUGCCGGCAGCUAUGUCAUUAUUUGAUCUUUAUCCAUGAAAUUUGUCCUGUUCCGGGGAAAUACUGUUGAUGCUGGUUGCGCAUGCAACAGAUUCUGCAACAUGGACCGGAAAGAUAUGCGCGAAAGGUUACAACAAGUGCUGGAGCAAUAUGCAAAAUCACCGAACUGGACGCCGCGGCAGGAAAUACGCCAGCCAAUGUUUUGGAAGUCCGUUCGAGCGGAAUUUAUCGGUUCUUUGAUUCUGAUUGUCUUCUCCAGUCAUUCUGAUCCAUAUAUUGGACCUGUCAGUUAUGGAUGCACAGUCGCUAUCCUCAGCUAUUCCUUCAAAGCCACUAGCUCAUAUUUUAAUCCGGUGAUAAGUUUUGCCGCUCUCCUGUUACGCUCCGUAACACCCUUCCGCUGCUGUUCACUCAUUCUAGCGCAAACAAUAGGAACUAUAUCAGGCGCUACGGUGAUCAGCCUAGGACUAGCGAGUAAUUCAACAUCUGUGAUACUUCCGGAAUUGCACGUUAAUCCUGCCAAAGGUUUCGGUUACGAGUUUUUCGGAUCCCUUGUGGUAAUUCUGGUCAUGGCAGCCCAGCUGGAAAAAUCAACAGACUAUGAUCCGCUCUUUCCUCUGAUGACCGGUUUAACUGUUGGCACAGCGUCUUCACUAGCGCGCCUGGGGACGGGCGGCUUUCUCAAUCCAAUUCGGGCUUCCUCGUUAGCGCUCUUCCAGGACUGCUGGAGUCAUCACUAUAUUUACUGGGUGGGACCCAUUCUCGGUACACUGCUGGCCGUCUUCACGUUCGAUUUCAUACGACCUUCAAGGACGAAGCCGAAGCCGGAUUCCACAGCGAUGACAACAUCCGAUAGCCGGGCAGUUAAUCUAUCGACAAUCGUUCGGUCCGAUAUCGAGUUCACCCAACAGGAAACGGAUAUCACACAGCUUGCCACAUUAAGUUAAUCGCCAAGAAAAAAUGUCAUUUACCACCAACGAAUUCGGCGCAAACGCGCGCGCUAAGGAAUAACAACCCAAAAUUAAGUUUUACCGGAAGAACUCGGUUUCGUGAUACGUUAACCUGAUUUAUUCUUCCUGCAACGGUGGUCGAAAUUAUUGUUGUACAGAUACCUCAUAAAUCGUUACAAGGGCUUGCAUGAUGUUCAGUUUAACACAGAUCCGAUAAAAUCCAACAAGAAGGUAAUAAGAGAUAGGUUGGGCAUGUUAAGCAACAACAUGCAUGCAUGAGAUAGGUUAUAACAUGUUAAGCAACAACAUGCGCUGCCAAAAUGACCAACCAGGUUGUAGUGUAAAUUAUAUCCAUCACUGGCAACUGAAACAGAUCAAUUAAUGCACGAGAACGCUU